Messenger RNA from Cadophora gregata, 1176 nucleotides. RefSeq lists its product as uncharacterized. The transcript is spliced from 2 exons. Gene Ontology annotation, cellular component: transcription elongation factor complex; cytoplasm; elongator holoenzyme complex. The record is from RefSeq and is a predicted model, not a curated record. Gene Ontology annotation, biological process: tRNA wobble uridine modification. The coding region runs from base 1 to 1176 and encodes 391 amino acids. Lineage: Eukaryota; Fungi; Ascomycota; Leotiomycetes; Helotiales; Ploettnerulaceae.
AUGUCGUUCAGAAAAAGGAGUGUUGUCCCUCAAUCUGGAGGCUCAGCAACAAAUCAGACAACUGCAAAACAGACUCUACCACAAGGCGUAAGGCCUUCGCCUUUGGAUGGACGUUUGACCACUUCAACAGGAACACAUUCACUGGACUCGUUAUUAUCUGGUCACGCGGGUCUCGCCUUGGGUACAUCUUUGUUUAUUGAAGAGAACGGUACUACUGACUUCGCUGGGGCAUUAUUAAGAUACUAUGCAGCUGAAGGGGUUGUUCAAGGUCACCAUGUCCACGUGCUAGGGAUGAAUGAGGCUUGGGGGAGAGAAUUGCCUGGACUUGGAGUGGAAGAUGGGUCGAAGAAGGCCGAGACGCGCCAAAAUGAUGAGAAGAUGAAGAUCGCUUGGAGAUAUGAGAGAUUAGGUGAAUUUGGAGCCGGCGCAAGAGACCGGAAUGCGCCACAGUCGAGACCGGCAUCCGACUCUUCAAGUACAGCAGUCUUUUGCCAUGAUUUUGAUUUGAGCAAACGGCUUAUAUUACCUUCUCCCUCAAACAUGAAGUUUGCCUCAUUAUCCAUGAGAUCUAAACUCGAUUUCAAGGACACGGAGAGCACGAUAUCUCCUUUCACAGCUUUCCUGACCCAUCUUACUUCCCAGAUAUCUAACGCGCCAACUACGGCCAUCCACCGCAUCAUCAUUCCUAACAUCCUUUCUCCUGCAAUCUAUCCGGCGGAAGCUGCUAAACCUGAGCAUCUCCUCCAAUUUCUUCAUGCUCUGAGAGCAUUACUUCGACUGUACCCAACUCAAUUAACUGCUAUCAUAACGCUUCCUCUAAGUCUUUAUCCUCGGAGUACAGGCUUAACACGCUGGAUGGAACUUCUCAGUGACGGAGUGCUAGAGCUGGCACCAUUUCCAUCAACAGCAGUGGCAAUAAAAUCCAAUCCUACAUCAACUAUCCAAGAGGAACCUCCACAGGGAAUGCUAAAGGUUCAUCGUCAGCCCAUAUUCCACGAGAAGGGCGGUGGAGAAACUAGCGGGUUCGAAAAUGAUUUGGCGUUCACUCUCAGCAGAAGAAAGGGCUUGGUUAUUAAGCCUUUCAGUUUACCUCCAGUCGAAGGAGACUCGGAAGCACAACAAGGCGGGCUGGAGCACGAUCAUGGGAAGGCGACAAAGGUUGAUAUCGAGUUUUGA